This is a messenger RNA of Microthlaspi erraticum, 357 nucleotides long. NCBI's taxonomy places the organism in Eukaryota, Viridiplantae, Streptophyta, Magnoliopsida, Brassicales, Brassicaceae. The record is from the annotation of a GenBank genome assembly.
AUGGAGAUUCGAGUGAAAUGUGAGUGUGGAGAAGAAGAGUGUAGCGAGUGGACGAUCGUAGAGCUCCAAGGAGUCGUCGAGACUCAAUCUUCGUUCCAAGGCUCUCUUCAGAAUCUCGAGAUCGGUCGUCUCUGCCACACCAACUCCUCCCAGGAAACAUACACGUUCACGGUGGGUUACCACGAGCUCAUAGGAUCUAAGGUGAUUCUGAAGAAGCCAUUACUGGUUCUGAAGAAGCUUCAAAAGUGUACGGACGAUUUGUCAGGGAAAGAAACGGAAUUACAAGUUGUUGGGAUUAUACGAACAAAGAUCUUGUUCAAGACCAGACCUAAGCCUCUCAUGUCCGGAACAACUUAG